UCUCUGCUGCGGCGUCAGCCACGUCACCCCAAACAUUCUCUCAGUCAACGUGGAUAACUAACCGGCCGUCGAUGUUUUGGCUCUCCGUUCGCAGCCGUAGAUAUUAAUAUCGGAAAAGUUUGUGGACGCCAAAAUUCGUUGGACUAUUUAUAGAUUUUAAAUAUUUCCGGUGAAUCCAAACUCAUGCUUCUCUGCAAUUAGAUUCUCUACAUCUUCCCACCAUUUUCGCCAUACUAUUGUGUCAGCCUGAAAACUCAGCUCCAUCGAAGUUUUCAUUACUUAUUUUAUUUGAGAAUUUGAGUUUUGAGGGAAUUCCUAUUUCGUUUGGAUCACACAGCUUUGGCAUGGGAGUCACCACUGUUUCUAGUUCUGCGGGACGAACUCCAUUGGGAUUGAGAGCAAGAAAUUUGAAUCGUCCAUCCUCAUUGAAAAGGCCAGUAGUGUUGGCUUUCAAAUCCAAUGAAACUAAAACUACAUCUUUGGUUGCUAAACGAGAAUCUUUAGCUUUACCUUUGGAGACGAAUAAAGAGAAUAUAAAGACGUCAAGGAAGAUGAAGAAGCGGCCUGAACGAGUAAAAGCAGUCACUGUUGAUCAAGUCUCUCCAAGUAUAUUGGAGUUAGAUUGCGGUGAAGCAGCUGCUAAACUUGAAAAGUUAUACAAAUGGAGUCCUGGUACAGAUGUCUCUGAUGAGGAGGUCAAAACAGGAAGGGGGAAGAGAAGGCAGCCUCUUAGGAAAAAGAGUGCGGAAACAGAGGAGGCACAGAAAGAAAGGGAGGUGAGUUUGGUGAGGAGUCAGAGAAAGGCUAAAAGAUUGAAUCUCGAGAAGAGAAUUGCUAUGAGAAUGAACAAGGAAGGUGAAUUUGUUGCAUUGGCCCAAAAUAAGAAACACAGAAAGAAUGAUGAAGAUGAGAAGGUUGAUAGGCUUGUUAGAGAGUAUACUUCUUCAACGGAUUUGGUCAGCUUAGAUUGGAAGAAAAUGAAGAUUCCACCUGUUCUUACUUCAUCUGAGCAUGCCUGGCUUUUUAAACUGAUGCAACCUAUGAAGGAAAUCCUCAAAGUUAAGGAAACCUUAAAAAGUGAUUUAGGAAGAGAGCUAACUGAUGAUGAGUUAGCAGAGGCAAUAAAUAUGGAUACCUUUCAGCUGCGGAAACAGUUGGAAGUUGGUCGAGCUGCCAGAAAUAAGUUGAUUAAGCACAACCUGCGGCUUGUUCUAUUUGUCAUGAAUAAGUAUUUUCAAGACUUUGCUAAUGGCCCAAGAUUCCAAGAUCUCUGUCAAGCUGGGGUGAAGGGUCUUAUGACUGCUAUAGAUCGCUUUGAACCAAGAAGGAAGUUCCGACUCUCAACAUAUGGCCUCUUCUGGAUCAGGCAUGCCAUUGUUCGUUCAAUGACAUUGUCAAGCUUCACAAAGGUCUCCUUUGGCCUUGAAUCGGUCAGAGUAGAAAUCCAGAGGGCCAAGCAGGAGCAGCUUGUUGAGCUUCAGAGGACACCAACCGUUGAAGAGAUUACAAAACGGGUUGGAAUCUCCCCUGAAAGAUACCAUGAAGUGAUGAGGGCAUCGAAGCCUAUUGGUUCUCUCCAUGCACGUCAUGAUGUAACCAAUGAGGAGUUCAUCAACGCCAUAACUGAUGUUGAUGGUGUUGAAGGAGAUAGUAGGAGACAACCGGCACUUCUCAGACUUGCUCUUGAUGAUGUGCUUGAUUCUCUAAAGCCUAAGGAGAGCUUGGUGAUGAGGCAGAGAUACGGGCUCGACGGGAAAGGGGAUAGAACACUUGGAGAAAUUGCUGGGAAUUUGAACAUUUCAAGAGAAAUGGUUCGGAAGCAUGAAAUGAAGGCUCUCAUGAAGCUCAAACAUCCAACUCGAGUGGAUUACCUUCGCCGCUACAUUUACAAAUGAAGCAGCAACACCAUGCAACUUGCCUGUGCCUUGUAUGAUUAAUGUGUGAUUGCUCUCACUCUAUAUACAAAAUCAUAUGUAUUAUACAAAUUAGUUAUGGCGAGCCCUGGUCUGCUGAUAUAUCUACGUUUUGCAGUGCAGUGGUAAUUUUCUCUAAGCUUUAUAUACCUAGUGAUAGCAUCACUUUGUAAUUAUUGCCACUUUUACGAUGUACUUUUCUUCAAUACCUUGUCACUUCAAAUUUUAGAGGGGUCGUAUUUUGACACGUAAAACAUUUUAUAGGAUUCA
Molecule: messenger RNA, 2183 nt
Organism: Salvia miltiorrhiza (redroot sage)
Lineage: Eukaryota; Viridiplantae; Streptophyta; Magnoliopsida; Lamiales; Lamiaceae
Product: RNA polymerase sigma factor sigE, chloroplastic/mitochondrial-like
Exons: 6
Coding region: 345-1895 (516 amino acids)
Biological process (GO): DNA-templated transcription initiation; regulation of DNA-templated transcription
Molecular function (GO): DNA-binding transcription factor activity
Source: RefSeq, a predicted model, not a curated record